UGCAACCGCCAACUGUCGAUAAAGCUCCGAGUAAGAAUACUCCAAUGUUAUGUGUGGCCUGUAGUUUUCUACGGUAGUGAAGCCUGGACUCUGAGAGCCAAAACACAGAAUUAUCUAGAAGCUUUCGAGAUGUGGUGCUACCGUAGAAUGUUACGUAUUAGCUGGAUACAGAAAGUUUCCAACGUGCGGGUACUCCAGCGUGUCGGCAAGAAUCGCGAACUGUUGCAAACCAUCAAACAGAGAAAGGUCGCCUACCUCGGUCACGUUUUGCGACACGAGAAAUACCAUCUUCUCCAACUCAUUACGAUGGGCAAAAUCGCAGGAAAGAGACGCGUUGGACGUAGGAAGAAGUCGUGGCUGAGGAACAUCAGGGAGUGGACCAACAUUGCCAGCGUUGAAGACCUGUUUCGCUUGGCGCAAGAUAGGAAGAAUUUCGCUAAGCUGACGGCCAACCUCCAAUAGUGGAGAGGCACAAGAAGAAGAAGA
Messenger RNA from Papilio machaon (common yellow swallowtail), 486 nucleotides. RefSeq lists its product as uncharacterized. The record is from RefSeq and is a predicted model, not a curated record. The transcript has a single exon. The coding region runs from base 130 to 462 and encodes 110 amino acids. NCBI's taxonomy places the organism in Eukaryota, Metazoa, Arthropoda, Insecta, Lepidoptera, Papilionidae.